This is a messenger RNA of Trematomus bernacchii (emerald rockcod), 497 nucleotides long. Its product is annotated as hemoglobin subunit alpha-2-like. Lineage: Eukaryota; Metazoa; Chordata; Actinopteri; Perciformes; Nototheniidae. The transcript has 3 exons. Gene Ontology annotation, molecular function: peroxidase activity; oxygen carrier activity; oxygen binding. Gene Ontology annotation, biological process: hydrogen peroxide catabolic process; oxygen transport. Gene Ontology annotation, cellular component: haptoglobin-hemoglobin complex; hemoglobin complex; blood microparticle. Bases 39 to 473 code for a protein of 144 amino acids. The record is from RefSeq and is a predicted model, not a curated record.
UGAUCACGGCAUUCAGCAACACACGUUCAACUGGCAAGAUGACCACUCUCACUGCUAAGGACAAGCAAACAGUCAAGGCCUUCUGGGCUAAAGUGUCUGGAAAGUCCGAGGACAUCGGUGCCGCUGCUGUAGCCAGGAUGCUGGUGGUGUACCCACAGACCAAGACUUACUUCUCCCACUGGCAGGACCAGAGCCCCUACUCUCCUGCUGCCAGGAAGCACGGAAUAACUGUGAUGAUGGGAGUUGGAGACGCUGUGACCAAAAUCGAUGACCUGAAAGAAGGUCUCAAGGAACUCAGUGAGCUGCAUGCCUUCACUCUGCGUGUGGACCCUGGUAACUUCAAGAUUCUCUCCCACAACAUCCUUGUGGUCAUGGCCGUCAUGUUCCCCACCGACUUCACCCCUGAUGUUCAUGUGUCUCUGGACAAGUUCCUGGCUGCUGUGUCUCUGGCCCUGGCUGAGAAGUACCGAUAAGCAGCAGGAGAAGAAGAAGGAGAC